CAGCGCCGCCGUCGGUGGGAACGGGGCCGGCCCGUCUGUCACGUGACCGCACUUUCCUCACGUGACCGAGAUUCGAGCGCCCUCUCACGUGACCGUGCCGGUGGCGGGAUGUGGCGGAGGUACCGGGCGCUGCCCGCCGUGUUGGCGCUGAGUGCGGCCGCGUGGAGCUGCUGCGCCGCGGGAAGGGCGCUGGAGCGGGACCAGCCGUUCCGCCCCCCCCCCGGAUGGACCCUCACCGGCCGCGUGAGCCCCGAGCACGUCGUUCAUCUCACCCUGGCGCUGCGGCAGAGCGGCACCGAGCGCCUCGCCAGCAUCGUCCGUGCUGUGUCCGAGCCGCGCUCCCCGCUAUACGGGAAGUACCUGAGCCUGGAGCAGCUGCGGGACGUGGUGCAGCCCCCCCCGGCCGCGCUCAUGACGGUGCUGAAGUGGCUGCGCACACACGGCGUGCAGGAAUGUCACAGCGUCACCACCAUGGACUUCUUGGAGUGCCACAUGCCCGUCAGCACGGCCGAGCGCCUCCUGCCCGGGGCUGAGUUCCAUCGCUAUGUGAAGGGCCAGCGCAGCGUGAUCCGCUCCCCACAGCCCUACGUGGUUCCCGAGGAGCUGGCAGAGCACAUCGACUUCGUGGGGGGCCUGCACCGGUUCCCUGCGGAGAGGAGCGUGGUCAGCAGGGCCUGGGCCAAGGAGGGGAUGGAGUCCCAUGGGCAGAGAGCAACCUUCCACCUGGGUGUGAUGCCGUCCGUCAUUCGGAAGCGAUACAACAUGACGACAGCAGACAUUGGAGUGCUGCCCAACAACAGCCAGGCCUGUGCCCAGUUCCUGGAGCAGUAUUUCCACCAGGCUGACCUGGCUGUGUUCAUGAAGCUCUUUGGCAGCAGCUUUGCCCACCGCACAAAGGUCGACCACGUGGUUGGGCACCAGGGCCAGGGCAGGGCUGGGCUGGAGGCCAGCCUGGAUGUGGAGUACAUCAUGAGCACGGGCGCCAACAUCUCCACGUGGGUCUUCAGCAAUGCAGGGCGGCACGAGAGCCAGGAGCCGUUCCUGGCGUGGCUGCUGCUGCUCAGCAACAUGUCGGCGCUGCCCUGGGUGCACUCGGUCAGCUACGGGGACGACGAGGACAGCCUGUCUCAGGCCUAUCUGCAGCGGGUCAACGUGGAGUUCAUGAAGGCGGCCGCCCGCGGCCUCACCGUGCUGUUCGCUUCGGGUGAUGACGGUGCCGGGUGCCGGAGGGUGCCGGGGGGGAACCACACGUUCCGGCCCAGCUUCCCGGCCUCGAGCCCCUACGUGACCACGGUGGGCGGCACGUCCUUCAAGAACCCGUUCCUGGUGACGGAGGAGGUGACGGAUUACAUCAGCGGCGGCGGCUUCAGCAACGUCUUCCCCAUGCCCGACUACCAGGCCGAUGCGGUGCGGAGUUUCCUGCGCUCCGCCCCGAAGCUGCCGCCCGGCUCCUACUACAACAGCAGCGGCCGCGCUUACCCCGACCUGGCCGCGCUGUCGGACAAUUACUGGGUGGUGACCAACCGGCUGCCGCUGCCCUGGGUGUCGGGCACGUCGGCCUCGACGCCGGUGGUGGCGGGGCUGCUGGCGCUGAUCAAUGACCGCCGCCUGCAGGGCGGGCAGCCGCCGCUCGGCUUCAUCAACCCCGCGUUGUACCGGCUGCGGGAGCGCGGACACGGCGCGGCGCUGUUCGACGUGACCGUCGGCUGCCACGUGUCGUGUCUGGACGCUGCGGUUCAGGGCCGCGGUUUUUGCGCCGUUCCCGGUUGGGACGCGGUGACCGGGUGGGGGACGCCCAACUUCCCGCAGCUGCUGCGCGCGCUCACGGCGCCGUGACGCCAAUAAAGGCCGCGAUACGAA
This is a messenger RNA of Coturnix japonica (Japanese quail), 1860 nucleotides long. It is a transcript of the gene TPP1, whose product is annotated as tripeptidyl peptidase 1. Gene Ontology annotation, molecular function: tripeptidyl-peptidase activity; serine-type endopeptidase activity. Gene Ontology annotation, biological process: proteolysis; central nervous system development. The record is from RefSeq and is a predicted model, not a curated record. Lineage: Eukaryota; Metazoa; Chordata; Aves; Galliformes; Phasianidae.